Molecule: messenger RNA, 1659 nt
Organism: Capronia coronata CBS 617.96
Lineage: Eukaryota; Fungi; Ascomycota; Eurotiomycetes; Chaetothyriales; Herpotrichiellaceae
Exons: 1
Coding region: 1-1659 (552 amino acids)
Biological process (GO): transmembrane transport
Molecular function (GO): transmembrane transporter activity
Source: RefSeq, a predicted model, not a curated record
AUGUCGCGAGACGUCGAGACCAGACCUGGCAAACCGCCGGCGCCGCCAUCAUGGGCAUCGGUGCCCAACAAAUUCCAGCUGUUCGUCAUCUGCAGCGUCCGCAUCGUCGAUUUCUUCCAGCAAGCCGCGCUGCAAGCAUACAUGUACUACCAGCUCAAAUCGUUCUCGCCCUCGGCUACGGACAGCCAGAUCUCGUCCGAGGCCGGUGUGCUGCAGGGCGUGUUCACGGCGGCGCAAGUCUUCACCGGCAUUCUCUGGGGCAGAGUGGCGGAUUCGCCGUCGUUUGGCCGGAAGAGUGUGUUGCUGAUCGGCCUGACCGGACAGGGUCUGAGUUGUGUCGGCGUGGGAUUCUCGCGGAGUUUCCCUGCCGCGGUGGUCUGGCGAUGUCUAGGAGGGGCGAUCAACGCGACGGUCGGCGGCGCCCGAACGUCGUUGGCCGAGUGCACGGAGAAGAAAUACCAUUCGCGCACAUUCCUGCUGCUUCCGCUGGCGUGGAACAUUGCCAACAUCUUCGGCCCGCUGUUCGGCGGCCUCCUGUCGGAUCCGGUGCACAACUACCCCGGGCUGUUUGGCGAGCAUUCGACCUUCGGCGGCGCGGACGGCGUGGGCUGGCUCAAGACGUUCCCGUACGCGGCGCCCAACCUGUUCUGCGCGCUCGUCUUGUUCGCCGACGCCCUGCUCGUCUGGAUGGGGCUGCGCGAGACCUUGGUCAGCAAGAAAGACCAGCCCGACCGCGGCAUCGAGCUGGCUGAAAGCAUCCGCUACCGCCUCAGCAACCUGGUCUUCCGCCGGUUCGGAUACACGCAGCUCGGCCAGACCGAGGCCAACAACAACGGUCCAGAUACGACCGGCUUGGACGACGAGUCCAUGCCGUCGAGUACGCCGCUCACACCUCUCCCGCCCAAGGAAGUGGACAACAUGGCCGCGGCCGCCAGCAACGACGCCUCCAAGGCUUCGGCCGCGUCACGGCUUCCUGAUGUCCCCAAGGCGGCUCCGCCCUUCUACCACGCCUUCACGCCCAACGUGUUCCUGGUUCUGGCGACGGUGGCGAUCAUGGAUUUCCAGAUGGGCGGCUUCACGUCGCUGUGGACCAUCUUCCUGUCGUCUGCGCGCCGCACCGACGAGGAAAAAGCCACCAUCCGCCCGCCAUUCGUCUUCACCGGAGGCCUGCAGUUCUCCGUCACCACGAUCGGCCUGGCCAUGUCGAUCCUGGGCUUCGUCGGCAUCUUCCUGCAGCUCACGCUGUAUCCAACGAUCAACGCCCGCUUCGGCCUUCUGCGGUCGACGCAGUGGUCGCUGUUUGUUUUCCCCAUCGCCUACGCCCUGGCGCCGUACCUGUCGCUCCUGAUCUCGCAUCAGUUUCUGCUCUGGGUCGGCAUCGUCGUCGUGGUGCUGUUGCAGGUUUCGGCCCGCACCUUCGCCAUCCCCGGAUCUGUUCUGCUCAUCAACAAUUCGAGUCCCAGUCCGGCCAUGCUGGGCACCAUUCACGGCAUGGGCGCCGCCACCUCGAGCGCGUUCAGGACCAUCGGUCCCAUCGUCGCCGGGCGCUGGUACGCUCAGGGGCUAGAAAAGGGGAUAGUUGGUUGGGCUUGGUGGUGGUUAAGCCUGGUCAGUCUGGCAGGCGUGGUGCCGAGUUUCUGGGCCAGAGAUGGGAAGUGA